Molecule: messenger RNA, 2229 nt
Organism: Colletotrichum karsti
Lineage: Eukaryota; Fungi; Ascomycota; Sordariomycetes; Glomerellales; Glomerellaceae
Product: CoA-transferase family III
Exons: 9
Coding region: 1-2229 (742 amino acids)
Molecular function (GO): catalytic activity
Source: RefSeq, a predicted model, not a curated record
AUGGCGCCCCUCUCCGCGACAGCGCUGCUUCACGCCGUCCUCAAGCGUGGAGAUACCACCGGUGUCGGUUCGUCUUGCGACGACAUCGACGGUCCUUGUCUUGAAGUCGCUUGCGCCUGGCCGCUGUCAGGUCAAUAUGGUUUCGGUCAGCGAAUCUUAUACUACAUCCUCGUCGUCGUCUGUGUUGUUGCAAGGAAGGAGGAAUGGAUAAGGGCUGUCUGUUUGGCCGCUGCUUUGCUCGUCCCAGCUGUUGCGGCCAUCCACGGCAUCGUCCUGGCGUCAUUACAUGUUGAUGGUGCCACAGACAUGGACAUCUACGGGGCCUUACAGUUCUGCUCCAUUGGAAUCUUGGCGGCGCCAGUCACCGUGAAGUUGUCUUCGACAUUCUUCUACGACCCUGGAAGGAACAUCAUCUUCCUCUGGACCGGCCUCAUUCUAGCUGGGCUUUUGAGCUUGGCGGUAGAGUUUUACCGCUCUGACACCCAUCCGUGCACCGAAGCUGGUCUGGGGAGCCCAAUCCCCUCGAGUGCCGGACGCUUUCCGUAUGAACAAGGCAACAGGUGUAAUCUCACGUGCUCCCAAGACGAUGGCCCUACUUCACCUCUACGACUUGGCGCAGCAAGCGAGAUCUAUGUCGUCCCCAAGCCGAGCAUCCUCCCCUUCGGCAUGGCCAUGUUCCUCGCAGCUGCGGAAUGUGUGCCGGCAAUUCUCUCCCUGGUUUCCAUGUGGAACAAGAUAUUGGAAAUUAAUUGGAAAGCACGACGAACCGGCACUUCGUCAGAGAAACCCCGGUCGGAAGACAAUGAUGCUAUCCCGGGAGCAAACGGAGCUACGUUUGGAAGCAUGAAAGCCGUCAACCAAGCUAUCCGGUCAAUGUUGAGUGCUGUCGAGGUGCCCGUAUUCGGGGGAGCUUGGCUGGCCGUGCUCAUAAUCGGCGAGAUAAACUUUUGGAGCCCUCAGGUGGACUACCACACAGAGCCCAUAGGCAGUAUCGUUCCGAACAGCAAGCUGCCGCUUGACGGGUAUCGGGUGUUGGACAUGACGAGAGUUUUGGCUGGACCAUACUGCACUCAAAUCCUGGGCGAUCUCGGAGCUGAGGUCAUCAAGGUCGAGCAUCCAACAAGAGGCGACGACACGCGAGCUUGGGGUCCUCCUUACGCAACCUACAAAGCCGACUCAACCCAACAAGGACCUGGUGAAUCUGCAUACUUCCUUGCAGUGAACCGCAACAAAAAGUCCCUAGGCCUCAACUUCCAACACCCAGACGGCAUCGACAUACUCCACAAACUCGUAUCAAAGUGCGACAUCCUCGUCGAGAACUACCUCCCAGGGACCCUCAAAAAGUACAACCUCGACUACGACACCCUCCGCGCCAUCAACCCGGGCCUCAUCUACGCCUCGAUCACGGGCUACGGCCAGACGGGUCCCUACUCGGACCGCGCGGGGUACGAUGUCAUGGUCGAGGCCGAGUUCGGCCUGAUGCACAUCACGGGCAGCCGCGACGGGCCGCCGGUCAAGGUCGGCGUCGCCGUGACGGACCUCACGACGGGCUUGUACACGAGCAACAGCAUCAUGGCGGCCCUCCUCGCGCGCGCCAGGACGGGCAAGGGCCAGCACAUCGACGUCGCGCUAAGCGACUGCCAAACGGCCACGCUCGCCAACAUCGCGAGCAGCUGUCUCAUCAGCGGGAAGAAGGAUUCGGGCCGCUGGGGCACCGCGCACCCAUCAAUCGUGCCAUACCGCUCCUUCAAGACCAAAGACGGCGACAUCCUCUUCGGCGGCGGCAACGACCGCCUCUACGGCAUCCUCUGCGACGGCCUGGGCCGCCCGGAGUGGAAGGACGACGCCAAGUACAAGACCAACGCGCAGCGCGUGGCCAACCGCGCCGAGCUCGAGGCGCUGAUCGAGGCCAUCACCUUCACCAAGACGACGGGGCAGUGGCUGAAGGUGUUCGAGGGCCGGGGCAUGCCGUACGCGGCGGUCAACGACGUGCAGGGCACGCUGGACCACGAGCACACGCGGGCGCGGAACAUGGUGGUGGAGAUGGAGCACGGCGAGUGCGGGCCGAUCCGGAUGGUCAACACGCCUGUCAAGUACUCGGAGAGCGAGCCGAGCGUGAGGACGGCGCCGCCGACGCUGGGGCAGCAUACCGGCGAGGUGCUCGUUGAGCAUUUGGGGCUGUCGGAGGAGAGGAUUGGGGAGUUGAAGAGUGGUGGUGUUGUGGGAUAG